AUGACAUUGGAUGCAUCAACAAUUCAAUACAAUGGGAAUACAAAGGAAAAGAAAGAAAGCGGCCGCGUGCCAAUUCCCACGUUGUCGCAUUUUCCUUCCUACCAUUCACAGCCAUCUUCAGCGGUGUCUCCCCACACCCAGGGCGCAUUUGACGAGACCUACGAAGUUCACGACCCCUCCACCCUUACGACAGAUCCACGGCGACGCCAGCAGCAGGCUGCUUCCCAUCCUGCCCCCGACCCGCCCCUAAACGCAUCCCCGCGCCCUUUGAGUAGUCAAGGAAGCACCCGUUCCUUACGGAGAAGUACUCGUUCCAUUCGUCAGCGGCCAGGAUCAGUAUAUGCUUCGGGCCGCCCAUCCCAGAUAGAGCAAACGAUUCCGGUAUUGGUCCAACCCGUGUCGGAUCGUACUACUGGAGUUGCUGCUCUUCGCCCUGCGCUUUCCGAAGCCCAGACAGAGGACGACGAAGACGCUCACUCGUCCGCCGACGAUCGCCCUCGACCGUCAGGCGAAUCAUACUGGCCUCGCAGGUCUACCAGGGUCUCUCCACGCACGGCGUCUGCGAUUCUUUGGGCGCUAGAAGAAGCGAUUCGGAAACCGCUCCCCUUCACACCAGAUUGGGAGGAAGUGAAUGCGUCCAUGUCUGACUUGGCAAGUGCAACCAGUUCGAUUGGGCUCGCAGGCAAUGGGCGUACACAGAAUGGCGCUUCACGUGCAGCCCAGGGUCCUGUCCCCGUCAAUCCUCAUCCCCCGAGUGGUGUACGGACCCCGACGGAUAUCAUGAGGCAGCGCCGGGACCGAGAGGCUCGCAGGAAAGCGGAACAGGAGGCCAGAGAUAGGGAGCAGGAGGAGGCCGAGCGCAGGCGGCAAGAGUCACAAGAAAGGGCUCAGGAUCCCGCGCAGCCCUACGCUGCGGGCGUUGCCGGUGGUAGAACUUCCCAGCGGAGAGCGGGCCCCAGUGCUCCUGCGGGGUCGGAGAUACAGCCGGAGCUUCGUGCAUCAAACUUGCCGGGAACAUCUGCCACGACUCAGCAACCUCCUGGGAUUCCAGCGGGUUCUCAGCGGCCGGAUUCCCAGGCUCAACCUCAGGGUCCGGGACCACAAACCCACCCGAGGCCCCCUGUGUCGUCUACGCAGCCCAUCCCUCAACAACCGCCCGGUUCCGCUGGCUAUCAAAAACAACAAGCACAGCCCGCAACUCAGCCCAGCGUCUCCCAACCACAGCAGCCCCCACGCCGUGUCGCCUUUCCCCACGCCUUCGAGCGGUGGGAAACCUUGUCCUCUCACUGGGAAGGACUCACUGGCUACUGGAUUCGAAAGCUGGAGCAGAACAAUGAGGCUCUAGAACGGGACCCGAUCAGCCAGCAGCUGGCCCGUCAGGUAACUGAUCUCUCUGCUGCUGGUGCCAACCUUUUCCACGCCGUGGUGGAAUUGCAGCGCUUGCGGGCAUCAUCCGAGCGGAAGUUUCAGCGAUGGUUCUUUGACACCCGUGCGGAGCAAGAACGGUCGAAAGAGCUUCAGGCCGAUCUGGAACGACAGACGAGAGCUGAGAAACAAUCUCGCAUGGAAGCGAUCACCGCGUUGCAGAAGGCUGAGAGUGAUAAGGCCCGCGCCGAGUCACUGCUCAAGGAAAUGCGCCGGGAACUUCAAAUCUCUAAGGAAGAAGCCCGCCGUGCAUGGGAGGAGCUUGGUCGUCGUGAGCAAGAGGAAAGGGACCGGACUAAUUCUCUGCGUAAUGGUGAACCCACCUUGGUUGGCGGAGUACAGGUGGUACCAAUGAUCCAGGGCUUGCCAACUCGACAAAAUACCUCCAACCGUCCAUCAACUCGAGAUGGCACAUACGCUAGUGGCGGUGGCGGUCAGGGGAAGGCAUCUGACGGUCAUUACUACGAAGAGGCGCCGGGAUCACCUACAGAGACCGAUCCGUUCGCGGAAGGGCAACGACCUUAUCCUGAAUCUGAUACUCAACGCUACGCUGCACCACAACCGCACUCGACGUCGGCUGCAGAAGUUCCAGGGCAGUAUGCCGGUCAUUACUAUGAACAAGAAGGCACGUAUCCUGGUCGACCCAUGUCUGAGAAUGACAAUCGCUCUUACGAUCCUAGCGCGGCUAGCAGCGACCCAGGUGAUGAUGAAUAUGGCGGCUAUCGCCGUACUCAGCCUCAACAGGGUCCUUCUAUAGUCUACUCGCGUCCCAUGUCUGAGGAGAGCGAUGACUAUGAGCGUGGGUCCGUAGAGGACGACGGUGGCUAUGUGCCUACCACCAUGCCCCCAACGUCGGCAUCAGGGUACAAUCAGGGGACUGUAGACUACAGUGGUUCUGGAUGGGGUGUUGGAUCAACAUGGGAUUCCGUCACCCCUCGCCAUCGCCAUCCUACGCGCCUCAGUGACGUUAUGGAGGAGGAAGAGCCUCGAACUACACCGAGUCGUGCUAGCCGUGCUAGCCGCGCCAGCCAAGCCAGCAGAAGUGUACAUUAG
Messenger RNA from Aspergillus alliaceus, 2478 nucleotides. RefSeq lists its product as uncharacterized. The transcript is spliced from 2 exons. NCBI's taxonomy places the organism in Eukaryota, Fungi, Ascomycota, Eurotiomycetes, Eurotiales, Aspergillaceae. The record is from RefSeq and is a predicted model, not a curated record. Bases 1 to 2478 code for a protein of 825 amino acids.